Molecule: messenger RNA, 1577 nt
Organism: Pseudophryne corroboree (corroboree frog)
Lineage: Eukaryota; Metazoa; Chordata; Amphibia; Anura; Myobatrachidae
Gene: BSG
Product: basigin (Ok blood group)
Exons: 8
Coding region: 16-1017 (333 amino acids)
Biological process (GO): dendrite self-avoidance; homophilic cell-cell adhesion; axon guidance
Cellular component (GO): plasma membrane; axon
Molecular function (GO): cell-cell adhesion mediator activity
Source: RefSeq, a predicted model, not a curated record
GCAAUCGGCCACCCCAUGCCUGAAAUUCAGUGGUGGUUUCAGGUGGACGAUAACAAUGAGAGCUUUUCUCAGCUUUGGGAUGGAGCACGCGAAGACCAUGUGCAGAUGAACGCAACCUAUAUCUUCCACGCUACAAGUACUCUCUAUCUUUUCGACCUCAGCCCAGAAGAUUCUGGGACCUAUGAAUGCCGUGCCAGCAAUGAUCCGGAUCGUAACCAUUUGACAAAGAUUCCCCGCAUCAAGUGGAUUCGUUCCCAGGCCAAUGUUCUUGUCAUAGACCAUCCACUUAUUAUAACGCAUUCCCCAGAUGCAUCAGGAGGAGACUUAAGCUGCAAUUUAACAGACACUACACUUUUAGUUUCUGGUCACCAGUGGCUUAAGGGUGAUGCAGUGCUUCAUGAAGAUACAGAAUCCUCUCAUUUUAUGACUUAUAAUAUUAGCGAUGUUAACGCAGCAAGCUCUGGACAGUACAUAUGCAAGUUCUUGACUUCACCUGAAGUGCAGGAAAUUAUUAACAUAACAGUUGCUCCACAUGUUGUAGCUUACAAGAAAAUGGAACAUGGCAAUGAGGGAGACACAGGAGUCCUGACGUGUAAAAGUAGCUCCUUUCCUUACGUGGAAGAGUGGACAUGGUACAUAUUAUCUGAAGACGGCAUUAAGCCCAUAGUGAAUGGAUCAGAGGAACGCUAUAUUAUAAAAUCCACUGGAAAUAAGACAGAGCUUCGCAUUCACCAACUGGAUAUUGAGAAGGAUCAGGGUGAUUAUAUUUGCAAUGGAUCCAAUGUGCUGGGCAUUAACGGGACCACAGUUUCCCUUCGUGUGCGUAGCCGUCUUGCUGCACUCUGGCCCUUCCUUGGCAUUGUGGCGGAAGUUCUGAUUCUAGUAACCAUCAUCUUCAUCUAUGAAAAAAGGAGAAAGCCUGAUGAGCUACCUGAAGAUGAAGAUGGCGGAUCUGCUCCUCUGAAAAGCAAUGCUGGGGCAAACAAUGACACUGUGCGACAGAGGAACUCCAGCUGAGUCACAGGUGAAUGGAAGGCUACACAUUAAGCAAGCACUGAUGUUUUACACUCAGAGUACACAAGUUCCCUGUCCUGUGAUUUUUUUUUUAAUAUUAUCUGACAUUUCCUCUUAUAUAUUUUUUUUUUGUUUUUCUCUGUUGUGUGAAACUUAGUCUUCGGCUUGCUACAUAAACGAUAUCAACUGCUGGAUGAUGUAUAUGUGAUUCCACUUCUGCUGAGGGGCUACUUGUUACUAGAUGUAUGUGUAACAGUUGUCAGACAUCUUAAUUACUGGCACAUGAAGGUUCAGCCUUUAUAAAUUCCUAUUUUAUUAUUCUUUGAUCCUUUUUGCCCUUUGAUCUGUGACUUCAUUGUGUGUAAAAAUGUGUGUUCUAGACUAUUGCAGAGAGAAUGCAAUCUGCAUGCAGGACAAAACUGUCGUGUAUAUUUUCAACUUGAGUGAUUGCAGAACUCCUUAUCCUGUGGUUCACACUGUCUAAUGUCUGUCCUUGGAAGUUUGACACUGGAUUGUUAAUUUGCGUCUGAAGAGAAACCACAAUAAAGAUUUUCCAACUUUUA